Messenger RNA from Chaetomium strumarium, 1422 nucleotides. Its product is annotated as Indoleamine 2,3-dioxygenase. Lineage: Eukaryota; Fungi; Ascomycota; Sordariomycetes; Sordariales; Chaetomiaceae. The transcript has 3 exons. Gene Ontology annotation, molecular function: indoleamine 2,3-dioxygenase activity; heme binding; metal ion binding. Gene Ontology annotation, biological process: 'de novo' NAD+ biosynthetic process from L-tryptophan. Bases 1 to 1422 code for a protein of 473 amino acids. The record is from RefSeq and is a predicted model, not a curated record. Gene Ontology annotation, cellular component: cytoplasm.
AUGUCACCCUGCGAGACUCUCACACUUCCCAGCAAGGGUGCGGUUCCUGGCGCACUCCCUGUGUCGUUGGAAGAGUACGGAGUGAGCACAAACGGGUUCCUCCCGUCAGAGCCGCCAUUAGAGAGGCUUCCGAAUCCGUACUACUCGCCAUGGGAGUCACUCAUAGCCUCUCUCCCGACCUUACUGGAGCAGCAAACAUUCCGGAGCCAGGUAGACCGGCUACCCAUCCUGUCCACCGAGCAUCUGUCCUCAGAGCAGGAAUGGCGACGAGCAUGUGUUGUUCUUGGCUUCCUCGCCCAUGCGUAUAUCUGGGGCGGUGAAACUCCCGCGGAGAUCCUCCCCCCGCCAAUAACCAUCCCCUUCCUCGCGGCAUCUUCCCACCUGGGCAUCCCGCCCGUAGCAAGCUACGCCUGCCUCAAUCUCUGGAACUUCCGUUCCGCCUCCCUCAACCCAGCCAACCUCGACAGCCUGCACGCGCUGCACACCUUCACCGGCACCGAGGACGAGUCCUGGUUCUACAUGGUCUCGGUCGCGAUGGAGGCGCAGGGCGGGUACAUCAUCCCCGUGAUGCUGCACGCAUUGGAAUCUCUCCACCACCACCACCAUCCGGAACAGCAAAGCCCAGCAGUGUACAACACCACCAUCGCCUCCCUCGACGAACUCACCUCCUGCAUCGGCACCCUCGGCAAGCUCCUCGACCGCAUGGAUGAGCGCUGCCGCCCCCCGGUCUUCUACCACCGCAUCCGCCCCUUCCUGGCAGGCAGCAAGAACAUGUCGGCCGCCGGCCUGCCGCGGGGCGUGUUCUACGACGAAGGGGACAACGGCGGCAGAAAGGGGGAGUGGCGUGAGUUGAGGGGGGGCAGUAACGGGCAGAGCUCGCUGAUCCAGUUUUUGGAUCUUGUGUUGGGAGUGGAGCAUGCGGUGCAAGGGAACAGCGGUCCCGAACAGAAACAGUCACAAAGCAGGAGGGGGGAUGGAGCGGGUAAGGAGGGGAGGCGGAUGGGGAGGUAUCCGGGGGGUAUGAGGGCUGGUGUGAGCCGGCUUUUGGGUCUGGAGGAAGUCGGGGAGGGGGAAGGGGGUGGGGGGUUGAGGCAGCAGCAGCUGGCGGUGCGGGAGGCGUUUCAGACGGCGACCAAGGCGCUGGCCGAGUUCAGGAAUAAGCACCUCCAGCUUGUGACGCGGUAUAUUAUCAUCCCGUCGCGGCAGCCGAAUGGGUGCACAGGGCUGAAUCUGGCAACGGUGUCGUCCAAGCUGAGGUCGGAGCCGGGAGUGGAAGGGAGGCAGGGGAGCACCCCGAAGGCCCGGGGGGAGCUGACGGGCACGGGAGGGACGGAGCUUCUGCCGUUUCUGAAGCAGUCGCGGGACGAGACGUUCCAGGCGGGUCAGCUUCAGGUUCGUAAAGUUCUGUCGGUAGAACAUUGA